UAGUUUACAGAGUUUAUUUCAACGUGACUGUGUUAUUAUUUACUCUAAGUGCUUUGAUCAAUAAUCUGUAAGAGUUCUAAAUAGAUGACCCAGAAACAAUAUUGCAUAAAACAUGACAACUGAUGCUGAAGACAUAUCAUUAAGAGUGGGAAUGGGAAGGUUGGAAAUUGAACCACCAAAAUUGUUAAAAAACAUCAAAGGCGAGAACCCAUUCUCAAAUCAUUUGCAAAAAAAAGGUUCACCUAAAACUUAUAUACAGAGUAGUAAAUGUAAUAAAUGUAUAGUACAAAAGAAGAAAAAUGUUUCUAUUUACAAAAAGAAGCACAAUAAACUUUUAAGGGAACCCAUUCUGAAAAUAUCGCACGGGCAUUGUAGUCUAAGAAAUGAGUGCCAACACUUGUAUUCAAAAGAACUGCCGCCAGCAUGUGUAUCACAAAAGCUUCAUCCAGAUAAUCUAUGUUUACACACAUUGGUUGAUAACUGCAACCAACUAAGUAUAUCUAGUAAGAAGAACCAAGCGGGUGUAACAAAUAAGGCAAACAGUUGUGUUAAAUGGUGGAAAAGUGAAACUUCAAGUGAAAGGCGGCUCGUCGGACAGAACCCACCUUCGGAGAGAAGUUCCUCUUGCUCGCAACAAGCGCUUAAUCCUCCUUGUGAUGUAACCAUUGAUGAAUUAGCUAGCUAUUUUGAAACACUGGUUCAUAUACCAAAAAAGAUGUCUUCAAUGGCUGAAAUGAUGUAUAUUUAAUGGAUGAUAAUAAGUGUUCACGUAAUGUUCGGUGGUCCAUGUUGUACUCCAAAGUUUUAAUUUUUUAAUGUUACUCUAAGUGUUCUUAAAUAUCUAUAAUCUUAGUUGAACUAAACAAAUAAAUAAUUUUCAUGUUAUUUGAUUACUAUAUUUGCAUAUCGUCGGUCUAGAUGUGAUAGCUCGUAAG
Messenger RNA from Bicyclus anynana (squinting bush brown), 935 nucleotides. RefSeq lists its product as uncharacterized. The coding region runs from base 113 to 748 and encodes 211 amino acids. Gene Ontology annotation, biological process: cellular response to hydrogen peroxide. The record is from RefSeq and is a predicted model, not a curated record. The transcript has a single exon. NCBI's taxonomy places the organism in Eukaryota, Metazoa, Arthropoda, Insecta, Lepidoptera, Nymphalidae.